GGCGAGGCUGCCGUGGAUUGAACACGGCGUGGUGACUGUGGGGAAGUGAUGGACGCUUUUGGUUCCUUGGGAGACACGCCGGUUCCCGGACAGUUUGACGAUGCCGAGUCUGGGGAGAGUGAUGGUGGCUAUUCUGAUAAAGCACAAGAGGAGGUUAGAUGGGCGGAAAAGAAGAUUGAGAUUCUGCAGCUGAAAAAUCCAGAUGAAGAGGAAUUUCCUUUUGAGAGCGAUGAAGAUGAAGACUGGGACUGGGACGAUUGUGAUGGUGAUCUCACCAAGCGUUAUACAGCUUAUAGAAACAACAGUCAGCAGGCAAAUAGGCAAGCUAACUAUAAUUCAACGAGGAUGUCCGCUCCACCAGACAAGGCUCUGAGAAAAUUUGAACAUAAAAUUAAUCUCGAUAAACUAAACUUUGCUGAUUCUGUGAUAAACAAAGUAACUGAAAAGUCAAGGCAGAAACAUACAGACAUGUAUCGAGUUAAAGAUAAAUCUGACCGAGCCACAGUAGAACAGGUUUUGGAUCCAAGAACUCGAAUGAUUCUGUUUAAAAUGCUGAGCAGAGGAGUGAUCUCUCAAAUCCAUGGAUGUAUCAGCACAGGCAAGGAGGCAAAUGUUUAUCAUGCAACUACAAACAACGGAGAAAACAGAGCAAUAAAGAUCUACAAAACUUCAAUCCUAAUAUUUAAAGAUCGUGAUAAAUAUGUCAGCGGUGAAUUCAGAUUUCGCCAUGGUUACUGCAAGGGAAAUCCAAGAAAGAUGGUGAGAACGUGGGCAGAGAAGGAGAUGAGAAAUUUGAUCAGGUUGCAGACAGCAGAAAUACCUUGCCCGGAGCCAAUCAUGCUCAGGAGUCAUGUGCUUGUUAUGGGCUUUAUUGGUAAAGAUGACAUGCCAGCACCACUGUUGAAGAAUGCUCAUUUGUCUGAAUCCAAGGCAAGGGAGCUUUAUCUUCUUCUGAUUCAAUAUAUGCGAAGAAUGUAUAAGGAUGCUCGGUUGGUUCAUGCUGAUCUCAGUGAAUUUAACCUGUUGUACCAUAAUGGGGGUAUUUAUAUAAUUGAUGUAUCACAAUCAGUAGAACAUGAUCAUCCAUGUGCUUUGGAAUUUCUCCGAAAAGACUGUCUCAAUGUUAAUGAAUUUUUCCGUAAACACAAUGUCGCCGUUAUGACUGUGCGGGAGCUCUUUGAAUUUGUCACAGAUCCUUCCAUUGCAGAAGAUAACCUUGAUGCUUACCUUCAAAAGGCAAUGGAAUUAGCUGCAAAUAGAACAGAGGAGGAAAGAUCCAACCAGGAUAAAGUAGACGAAGAGGUGUUUAAAAAGGCCUACAUUCCCAGGACGCUGAAUGAAGUGAAGCAUUAUGAACGAGAUGUUGACAUUAUGACCAAGUCCAAGGAGGAGAAUGUUUUAGAUAAACAGCAUGACAAUAUUCUGUACCAGACAGUAACAGGAAUGAAGAAGGACUUGACAGGUGUACAACAGGUACCUGCUCUUCUCGAGAGUUCAGAAGAAAGUGAUGAACAAUCUAAUUCUGAUGAUGAUGACUCUAAAUCAGACCUCAAUCCUGAAGAAGGAGAAAAGACUCCUUCAAAAAAGCAUAUCGAGGAAGAUGAAACUAACAAAAAGGAUAGGAAAAGAUUAGUUAAAGAAGCCCAGCGAGAAAAACGAAAAAACAAAGUGCCUAAACAUGUCAAAAAAAGAAAAGAAAAGGUUGCUAAAAUGAAGAAAGGGAGAGCUUAGAUGUUUGAAUGACUGUUUUACAUCAACUGGCGUAUGUUGAUUGAUGGUCGUCACAAGUUUACAGAAUGAAGAGUUCCAUUUUCUAACUUGGUUCAUCUGUCCUGUGAGAUCUGAAACUCCAUGUUCCAGUGCCUAUUAUUUCUCAGAUAACUUCUGUUUCUUCUUUCAAGUCCUAGUCUCUCUCUAUCACCUCAGUCCUUGUGUAAAUAGAGAUGUGUUCUGUUAUUAUCCAAAAGUUAUCUUUACUAAUUAUGAAUGCUGCUGCAUAAAUUAUUUUCCCAGUGUAAAAAUAAUAAAUCUUAACAUGAAUGAAAGAUUAAAUAUUAUUCAAGACUUUAGUGAAUAUGCACCACAUCCUGUCUUGUAAAUUAAAGGAAUUCGAAUUUUGUAAAUGUUAAUGAAGCCAUCAGUAAGAAAUUAGUAAGAAACCUGUGAUGUUAAUGUUUUAGAAACAUAUUCAAAUAUAGAAUAGCUUAAAGAAAAACAAAACUGAAUUUAGGAAACAGAUUAGGUGCAUUAUUGUAGAAGCUGAAGUUGGGUCCGCAAUACAGCUAUUAAUCUAAUCAGUUCAUCAGGAUUUGGCAGAUUCAAAUUGUCAGAAUUUUCUAAACCACAGCACAAAUUCAACACCAUGUUUCAGAGAGCUUAGGUCAGAAUUGUAAUUGUCUUACAUUAUGAUAUUGCAACAGAGUUGAGAGUUAUUAGCCAAUAUUACAUUUGCUUUAGAAUAAUCUAAUUCUAAUAUGAAGUUACCAAAGUAAGUCUUUCCUAACCACUGGCAUCACCUUACCUUAGUGAGAGUGUUAAAAUAUUGGGAACAUACUGCAGAGUGUGUGUUCAAUCAUGUAUAGAUCUUCAACGUUUCUGGAGAAUCUUGUAUAGUCCAUAAGACAUAGGAGCAGAAUUAGGCCAUUCAGCCCAUCAACUCUGCUUCAUAAAUGCACAGAAGAGAUUCUAUUAUAGACUUCAGGGAGAGUAAGCCAGGAGGAUAUAUACCUGACCUGAUUGAAGGAUUAGCAGUGGGAAAGGUGAGCAGCUUAAGAUGCCUUGGUUUCAACAUCAUGGGCCAAACACAAUGAUGCAAUCACAAAGAAGGGAUUCCAGCCUUUAUUUGGACUCCUGCAAAUGUCUACAGUGGAAGGCGUUCUGACUGACACUUCCCUACCAGGUGAUGAUGCAGCCAAUGCACAGGAUCAAAAGAGGCUGCAGAGUCUGCUCACUCCAUCACAGGCACAAGCAUCCUCACCAUCAAGGACAUCUUCAAAAGCUGGUGCUCAAGAAGAUAGCAUCCAUCAUUAAGGACGGUUACAAAAUGAGGCACACCCUCUUCUCAAUAUUCCCAUUGGGGAGGAAAUAAGGAGUCUACAGAGACACUCAACAUUUUAGGAACAGCUCCUCUGCCAUCAGAUUUGAUUAGUCCAUAAACACCAUCGUUAUUCCUCAUUUGCACUACAUUUAUCUCUAUAACUUGUAGUAGUUUUUAUCUUUCACUGUACUGCUGGAAGUCAAAUUUUACAACAUGUCAGUAAUAAUAAA
This is a messenger RNA of Mobula hypostoma (lesser devil ray), 3267 nucleotides long. RefSeq names its product RIO kinase 1 (yeast) (gene riok1). Gene Ontology annotation, biological process: maturation of SSU-rRNA. The record is from RefSeq and is a predicted model, not a curated record. The transcript is spliced from 17 exons. Gene Ontology annotation, cellular component: cytosol; preribosome, small subunit precursor. NCBI's taxonomy places the organism in Eukaryota, Metazoa, Chordata, Chondrichthyes, Myliobatiformes, Myliobatidae. Bases 49 to 1731 code for a protein of 560 amino acids. Gene Ontology annotation, molecular function: protein serine/threonine kinase activity; ATP binding.